AUUUCCCAUUUUCCAUAUCACGUUAUCCAUUGAGUGGAUCGUUCCAACAGUUACGAUAUGGCCGCCGCCAGAGGUCCCGCCAAUUCUAUUUGUUCCGACCAGUGUACAGUUUAUAACAAUUUAUAAUAUAAAUUUUUGAAUAAAUGUAAUCCGCAUCGAGUCCAAACACGAUAAGAUGUAACUUUUGAACUUCCCGUCUGUAGAAUUGGCUUGUAAAGUUAUACGGCAACAUGAGUCACGAACUACGAGCCAUUGUGUGAACCGAAUUGAAAGUCGAAGCUGGUGGAAGCUGGUCAAAGCUCUUUCUCGUACGAGUGGUCGCCAUUUUGUUUUCAUCAGUCCUAUAGAAUUUGUAUUGCUCGGACAAGCACACGUAUGCACUCUCUCAUCUGCACCGAUCCGUACACACAUGGUUCACCUACAGGGGAAUGUAAUUUCUCAAAGCGAAUAUGGCUCGAGUCUGCAUAUAUGAACGUGCUGUCAACGCUGUUCUGGCAGAUGUUACAUUCUACGAUAAACUAAAUCAGUCUGUAAACGGAAUAAAGAUCAAAGAUGAGAUACGGGAUCAGCCGGACACCAACGAUUGCGACGCUUCGUUGGCAGUCGACAGAUCGUCCCCGGCGACCCGAAGUAAAUCGAGAGUAAUAGAAGAUCGAUAUUUACUUUCGACGAAUAAUAAGGAGAACGAGCGUGUAUCGUAUAAGAGAUAUGGGGACUCGAAAAACAAAGUAUCGAACGUUAACGAAAGAAAACGUAAAUGUUCUCUGGCGUCGGAGAAUUUAGGAGAGCAAGGGCUUCGAACUGCAAAUAAACGUCGAAAGUAUUCGCGGGGACGCGGACGCGGGGAUCAGUAUCGUGCACGCAAGAGGAAACCAAAGUACUCAGCGGAAUGCGACGUGUGCUUGGUACUAUUUACCAAUGAGAGUGAGCUGAAGAGUCAUAAGCUAGUGAACGGAAGAGGUUAUAGGUGUGCCUGUGAUAAAUGCAACGCGGUAUUCUCGUUGGAAUCAUCGUUAUUGCGGCACAAGUGUUUACCACCGCAACGUCCACAAGUUCGCGGUAGAAAAUAUUUUAUUUGUAACUUCUGCGACCGAAGAUUCUCGUAUAGGAAACCUUUACAGUCGCAUUUGUUUCACAUACACGGAAACCACAUUCUCCCUUCGGUGGACGAGGUCGUUGAAAACGUCGACAAUGGAACAAUAGAAGAUGCCGGCCAUCAUGUAACUAACGGUGACGCCGUUCGAGUUGUCGAAGACGUAUCGAAAGGAAACGUCGAGGAUCACGUAGCGAACAGUCCCACGAGAGACACGUUGAACAGUUCGAAUGGCUCACCGAGAAAAAAAUUGAGGCAGACGACUCUCACGGAAUUUCUUCCAUUCUUAACUAAGAAAGAAUGCGUUACCCCAGAAAAAGUUGGUUCCGCGGAGAAGACUGUUGUUAUUCCUACAGGAAAUGUGACAGAAGGUAUAAAUCUGUUAUCUCAAAAAGGGGUAAUAGACACACCGAUGGGAAACAAAAACUCGGGCUGCCUUGCUCGUAUAGAAACUGAUUCCUUUAUCGAUAUAAUACCGUUCGAUAAAAUAAAAAUUGAGCCGGAAGAUCCCUACGUUUCUACCCCUUCGCAGAACGCGUCGCGCAGGCUCAAGCAAAUGGUAAGCGGCGAUGGUAUCCAGUCGUCGGUUAAAUUGUACAAUGAAAUGCCUCUUGAACCAGUCGGUGAAAGAGGCUCGAUUAUUGUCACACGGAGAAAAAAACGGGAAAGUGCGCAGAUAUUGUGGGAACGAAAGCUGAAAGCGGAAUAUAAAUGUAAAGAGUGCGUGAUUCCGUUGGAGAGGUGCGAAUGGAUUCUGAAAGGCGAACAUUUAUUCAACGAAUCGGAACGUAGUAUGCUGGAAAGAAUCGCCUCGAUAAAAACGAAAGAGAACUCGAACGAAGAUCGGUUAACGAGUAGAAAUUAUCCGACGUUGAAAGCGUUGGAUGUCCCGCUGGUGAGAGUGAAUAAGGUUGUCAACGUCAAAACGAACGAAGACAAAGAGCGAAGGAGAAAGAGGAGACGUAAACGCGUAACGACGGAUAACGUUAAAGUUAAUAACGUAGCGAAUCGGUGUAGAAUUUGUAAAAUGUCAUUUUCUUCCAAGAAGAACAUGAGCGACCACAUGAAACUACAGCACACGAUUUACAUUUCGAGUAUAUGUAACGCCCGUUACACGUCCAAAUUCAAGUUGUGGCAUCACUAUUUAAUUCGGCACACGAAUUUCGCGAGUAAGAAAUGUCACGUUUGUCACGAGAAGCUGAAGACACGCGUGACGCUGAAGCGACACAUGGUCUUGCACUGCAUAAAAAGUAUACGAUCGAGACACGACCGUCUGCCGAUAAAUCGCGAGGCGAGGUGCAACGCGGUUAGGAAAUUGUAUCAGUGCAGAGGUUGCGGUAAACGAUAUUGGUGGAAGUCGUGUUUGGAUCAGCAUCGCAGGGUGUGCUCCCGGAUGAACGCGAAUAAAAACACGAGGAAGAAAGAGGAAGCCUCUUGCGGGAACAGUAUUAAUUCUCGUUUGGGAAACGAGGAAACGACGGCUGUCGCGAUUACCAGCGACAGCGGGGCGAAUAAUUCUUUGACGGAAUAUUCGGGCAACGCGUCGUUUAAUACUUCUUCUGGUACUCGUUUUGUGUCCGCGUUACCGCAUCCGGAUCGGUCGCAGUCGCAAUCGCCGACAGUAAAUCGCAAAAGGCUGAUCAAUAGCAUCGUAUGCGUGAAAGGUUACCAAAUCGACGUGAGCGGAUUGGACAAAACGAAAUUUCCCUGCGUCAUUUGCAAUCGACAAUUUCAAACGUUCCAGAACUUGUGUUUACACGAGCGUACAUACUGCAAGCCCGCCGACAGUCCUUGCACGGUCUGCGGUACCGCGUUCACUACAAAGAGACUCUUGCAACGUCACGUGAUCGACACUCACGCGGCCACGUCAUCGCAAACCUACAAGUAUUUUUGCAAGUAUUGCAACCAGGGUUUCAUUAAAAAACCAAACCUCCACGUUCACGAGCGUCACUUUCACAGCAGCGAGCAAGCCGUCACGACGUCGAGACCGUGUCAGAGCAACGAAAGUAACCUGAGCGUGAACACGGUGUGCUCCGUCUGUAACUUGGUGUUCGAGUCUUACGAGCGUUUCGUCGAGCACAACAUGUACUAUUACAAGGGGCAAGUAUUCACGUGUAUGUUUUGCAGUCAGACGUUCGACGGGCUGUACAUGCUUCACCAUCACAGCAAGUUGAUACAUUACACGGAGGCGACACGUACCUCGUACGCUUACAUGUGCGACGUAUGCAACGAGGGAUUCUCCCAAGAAUCGCAUUUCCACGCGCACAAGUUCCACGUGCAUUUGAGGGAUGCGCCCGCUGACACCGGCGACCAACUAACGAUACAGGACCACAAUUACGCGUUGAAAUUGAACAAUCACGACAAGCAGAUGAAGAUACCGCUGAUGCCGUACACUUGCGACGUGUGCACCUUGAGCUUCACCAACGAGACCGAUCUACGGACGCACGAGAUGGAAUACUCUCUCGACGGUGACUUCCAGUGUAGCAAGUGCGAGAGGAAGUGCAGCAGCUACGCCAUUCUUAGCAAGCAUCAAAGUUUGAACCACAGCGAUUGCGAGGCGAGCAAGUGUUACAGGUGCCGGUUCUGCGGGGAGGUGUUGACGACGAGCAAAUCGAUCGUGUGCCACGAGAGACACUUUCACGCGACCGGCUGCGCUUCGCGGAGUUCCUCUUCGAAGAACGGGAGCCAGCUGUCCGUCGGCAAGGUUCACGACGAUUCUCACGACGCGAGGGAUCGCUUCACGUGCGUGACUUGCGGCACGAGGUUCGACAAAGAGACCGAGCUAAAGGAUCACUUGUUGGAAUACUCCGACAUCGGUGGGUAUUCGUGCGACGUUUGUCGUAGAAAGUUCGGGGACUUGCAUCGUUUGGAGAAGCACCGAAUGAAACACGCGAGAAUGAACGCUGUGUUGUCCGAGCAUCACUGUCCUAUAUGCCACGAGGAAUUUACUAGCGCUGCGAAUGUUCGGAUGCACAUAUUACACUUGCACGGGUACGAAACGUUUUCAGCCGUGCCUACCGAACGACCGAUCGGCACUCGAACGAACAGCGAUACGACGACGAACGUGGUUGUAAACGUCGAAACUGGACCUGCCAGUUCGUUAAACGGUUCUAUUUCCUCUUCUACCGAUCAACCGCAGCAACGUCUCUUGAGAUGUCCGGAGUGCUAUAUAACGUUCGACACCGAAAUUAAUUUACGGAAACAUAGGUUGCAGUUCCUCGAUACCGGCAACUACAUAUGCGAGUAUUGCGGUCGUAAAUUUCCUAGGCUGAAGCUGCUCAGAGCGCAUGUAAAUAAACACAGCGCCAACGUCGAGGAUCAAGCCCGCUACUUGAAGCACGAAUGCCUCUAUUGCGACGAAAAGUUUCGACAUCUGGCGUCCCAGUAUUCGCAUAUCGUGCAUCUACACGGGGAUAAGUUGAACGGUAAGAACAAAAAGGAUCUACCGUUCGCUGAUACCAACCUGGACUUGAACGCUAUAAUGAACGACCUCGACCACGACCUACUCGACGAUAUCGAAGACGACCGCUGUUCCGAAAAUGCCCCGCUGGAAGUUGUCGACGGAGCCGUCGAACAACCGGUUGCAGCGAAUCCCGUGAACGAAUCGAACGGCGAACAGGAAGUAUCGUCUUCGACGGUAGUCAAUGCUGCCGAUGAAGAAUGUAUCUCUCGAGGGGACGCGACCGACUCAAAGAAUCUUUAUACCUGUCCUAUAUGUAGUUUAACAUUCACGGCGUCGAAUAGAUUCAAAUUACAUUUUAAGUUUACCCAUUGCGACUCGACUUUCGCCGAAGAACGGGUGUUUAUGGAACGCGCCCGCAAAGUACAAGCAACCCUUUCCUCGACUGGUCACGAAAUGCCAAAAGACUUUAACGUAGACGUAGACGAUUCCGACGUGGUAGAAAUCAUUUUCGAAAAGAAGGCGCGCAAUGGAAAAUGCCAUCCAAAGAUUCCAGUGUCCGAUAAAGAUAAUUCCUACAUCCAGGUGUCUCGCGACUGUUACUUAAGAUCCACGAUCAAACAUAUCGGAAGUUCGCCCGUAGCGAAUGCAGCCGCGGUAACCGGGAAUCUUUCGAAACUGAAAGUGAAGUCGUUCGCGAAAUUUAAUUAAACGGCAGUCUGUGGGACGCUUUACGGCAAUACUCCGGUGUCAAACGCUUCAAGCGGCUAAAGUAUCAGAAAUUACCUGUUGCGACUGGAUAGUCGUUGCUCCGUGUUACGCGCAGUGUCGGGAGAAAAUUGAUCAAGAAAAUUUGUAUAAUUCGAAGUGGUGUCUGUCGAGAACGAUUGCCACGUUUCCAAAUCGAGCUUUAAUUACAUUUCUUACUCCGUAAUUACUAGAAUCGAUCUUGUUAAUCAUCGAAUUCGAUUGAUACAUUUAAUGUCGAUUACCGUUGAUCCAAGUAUCGCUAUUCGACUAGGAUUGCAUUAUCGAAGGUGGCGUUUUCCUUUGUACUGUUUUUUACCCUUUAAAUAUUAUUAAAGUUACGAUAGAUUUUACUUAUUUAUAGGCUUGGAAACAUUUCUGUUGGCACGGCUAUUAACGUGCCAGCGACUUGGUAUCGUAGAAUAAAUUGCGGUCGUUGAAAUUUCAUUUCCCCUUGUUUUGGUAGUAUUUUAUUAUCACGAUUAAGGUGUAUACUCGAUAAUUGAAAGUCGACGAAGAGUCUGUACUCGCGACCGCAGAUUCUGUAAACUUUUUGUUUCGUCGAUCGAAAUUUCAUUGUCGCAUUGCGUUGCGUUCCCUUAUUGUUUUGAUAUUGAUUCGAAAAUACUACCAAAACAAGCGAAUGAAUUUUCCGUGAACACGGAGCAUUAUUAAAGAUUCUAAUUAGAUUUUAACCGAAUAUUUUCGACGAUACAUGAGCGUCGUCGAACGCUGAUGUCAUGGGUAGAAAUCUGUGGUAUUUAAUGUGGCAUUAAAUGUGGCAUUAAAUGUGUGUAUCGUGAUGGAGAUGGUACCAAAACCAUUACGAAUAACAGUUCUGUAGUGCAAUCCUAUGGUACAGCUGUUCGGAGGAGAGUUGCAUCUCUGCAAAAUUGAACACAUCGAGACAGUAGUCGGAUGUAAUUUUUCUAUGAUCACUUAUUUUGAUAAUAUUAAUUGCAAUACAAAAAUAAACGUGAAGUGUAAUUUGUGGGGAUUCUUUAUUUAGUAGCAACUGAUCGCGUACUGUACAUAUGUAGAAUCUCGAUGAUUCCAAGUAGCGAGUUUUAAAUAAUUUUAUCGGCAAGAAGUAGAGACCAAGUGUGUGGAAUUACGUAAAAGAGUUGCUGGACCGUGGCGCUAUAACCUUAAAACGGUAACAAUUACCGUCAGACAUGUAUCGAUGUUAUAACUCUGGCGUACAUUCGAACUGUGUAAACUUGCCAUUCCAUCACGUUCGUCGUUGUCUAUGAGCAGUCAAUUCGAGUUGGAUUAGUUCCGAGAAUGAAUCAUUUACCUAUGACGAGUGAUAACAAGCAUGUCCUCUUAGACGAAGUGGUACAUCUGAGAACAAAAUCAAGGAACAGUUGAGAAAUGAAAGUUGUAAGCAAUUAAACGAAAUAUCUUAUUCUCGUAAACUUUACAAUAACAACGAUAAUAGAAGUCCUAUUAUUUUCACUUUUCGAAAGUGUUCACGAGUUUCCAAGACUGUCGGGUGUUGAAACUGUUCCGUGAAAAAUGUCUAAUUGGCCGUGUCCAAAUUGACUGUCGCGCGACAAAAUUAGUCGUAGCCGAGCCGCGGGAAGAGUGGGGGCAAGGUGUAGGUUCUAUUCGCGCUAACUUCUCGAGACGCUUUUGUCGAUUAGAUAGGAUAGAAAAUCGUCUUCCUUUUUUCCCUUCUAUCAUUGUACGACCGAUUGACGGACGCCAUUAAAUCUAAUCGACGAAAGCGUCUCGAGAAGUUAGCGCGAAUAGAACCUACACUCCCCACUCUUGCUCAACUACGACUGAUUUUGUCGCGCGACAGUCAAUUACGAAAUAGGGUGAGGCCGAUAUCGCACACGGGCGCAACUGAUCAGUUUCAAACCACUCUGAAACUAGCUGCAUGCGACCGUGGUGGAUUUAGGUAAAACAAAGAGCGCAAACGGUUUGCAACGCUAAUUUCAAAUCGGUAGCGCUCGUGUGCGUUCGGUCUAAGGAGACAGAACUUGUCAGGCUGGUUGAUCGUUGCGUUAUCGGGGCCUGUUAAGCUAACGCGAAUUGAUUUUCGAUUAGCGAAGGUAGCAAGCACGAUUGCUAUAUCGUUUUAUAAAUUACAAAUCCCAGCCAGCCUUUGAACGGGUCUCCCUGUUACGAAAUGAUGCGAUAUCAAUAUUGCGGUGUACACUAUCGGAUACCUAUGCAACAUUCGACAAAGCAUUCUAACCGGGCUGACAUUAUUACGAUAACAUAUAUGUACGUAUCUACCUACGUGUUUCGAUAACGUGACACGCGACGCGACGCGAUGCGACGCAGUGUAAUAUUAUUGGUGGCCCAUGAUAUGCUUUUGUUAUCGUCCUGUUCUCUCUCCGUCCACGCUGUUUUCAUCUCGGACCAAAUGAAUCUCGUGCGUGCAUACCGUACUUUUCGAAAUCAAAAGUUCACGAGUAUUACGGACGUAUGUGUAGAUAUACGUAUCGAUUUAUUAUGGACGUGCGCGAGAACAGUGAGACCGCACUUUAACGAAGCUUUCCGACAAUAUUUUUGAACGUGAUUAUCUCGAAACGAUUUAAUUAAUAAUUAUAUCAUUUUGUGACAAUUCUGUUAUACGAUCCGCUGUAUACUCGAAGGUUAUCGAAUACAGAUCGACAGUUUCGACUCAACCAUAUAAAUUGUAUCAAUCGA
Messenger RNA from Hylaeus anthracinus, 7904 nucleotides. Its product is annotated as zinc finger protein 208-like. The transcript has 3 exons. The record is from RefSeq and is a predicted model, not a curated record. Gene Ontology annotation, cellular component: nucleus. The coding region runs from base 450 to 5204 and encodes 1584 amino acids. Lineage: Eukaryota; Metazoa; Arthropoda; Insecta; Hymenoptera; Colletidae.